ACGAUAAUGUAAGGAAGAAAAAGUGUAGGGCUGAACCAGAGGUGUGGCACCCACCCUUCUGUCUUCCAUGGAAUUUGUUGCAAGCUCUGUGAAUGCUUCUUCUUCUCUUCGUUGCUGUCAUAAUACGCCUUUUCCUGCUAUCUCUAUUCCUAAGGUGUCACAAUGGAAAUGUUUUUCAUUAAGGGUUUUGGAAUCUCGGUUUCCGUUGGCACAUAGCAGGAAUAAAUGUGUUGGUUAUAGAAAUAGGGAUUCUGGAAGAGAAUUUUCAGUUGGAGUUGUGUCACGGAUAAGCAGCAUCUGUUAUCCUCAGUGUAGCUAUUUUCCAUCAAGUUGGGGUUUCUUUGCCAAAAGGACGAAAUAUAAUAGUCUUCUGAGACUGAAGGAUUGUUCAGAAAACAUAAGACAGCGUGCUUCUAUUCUAUUUGUGCGGCUGGUUACUGGAGUGAUGUUGGUCAAGUCUGUUUCUCUGGCUUCUACUGAGCCAUCAUGGGGGCUGUCUGAAGAGAAUCUUCUCUUUCUGGAGGCGUGGAGAACAAUUGACCGAGCGUAUAUUGAUAAAAGUUUUAAUGGACAAAGUUGGUUUAGGUAUAGAGAAGAUGCACUUCGCAAUGAACCAAUGAACAAUCGAGAAGAAACAUAUAAGGCAAUAAAAAAGAUGCUUGCCACAUUGGAUGAUCCAUUCACCAGAUUUUUGGAGCCUGAAAAGCUUAGAAGUUUGAGGUCUGGAACUCAAGGCGCUUUAACAGGAGUGGGGAUAUCAAUAGGCUACCCAUCAAAGACUGAUGUGCAAACUGGUGGACUUGUUGUCAUUUCAGCUUCUCCAGGAGGUCCUGCAUAUAGAGCUGGUGUCUCAUCUGGAGAUGUUAUUCUGGAAAUUGAUGAUACAAGCACAGAAAACAUGGGGCUAUAUGAUGCAGCUGAGCGCUUACAGGGACCGGAAGGAACCUCUAUAGCUUUGACUAUUCGGAGUGGUUUGGACAUAAAACACCUGGAAUUAACGCGUGAGAAAGUUUCUGUGAAUCCAGUGAAGUCAAAACUGUGCAAGCUACCUGCUUCAGGAAAUGAUCCCCCGACAGUUGGUUAUAUCAAACUAACAUCUUUUAAUCAAAAGGCUUCAAGUGCUAUCAAAGAAGCAAUCAAUACAUUAAGGAGCGAUAAUGUUAAUGCAUUUGUUUUGGACCUAAGAGAUAAUAGUGGUGGUCUUUUCCCAGAAGGAAUUGAGACUGCCAAAAUUUGGUUGGACAAAGGAGUAAUUGUGUAUAUUUGUGAUAGUCGUGGUGUUCGAGAUAUACUUGAUACAGAUGGAAGUAGUGCACUGGCAACAUCAGAACCCCUGGCUGUACUGGUAAACAAGGGAACUGCAAGUGCCAGCGAAAUAUUAGCUGGUGCAUUGAAAGACAAUAAACGGGCCAUAUUGUUUGGAGAGCCAACAUAUGGAAAAGGGAAGAUCCAAUCAGUUUUUGAGCUCUCAGAUGGCUCUGGAUUAGUUGUUACAGUUGCUCGCUAUGAGACACCUGCACAUACAGAUAUUGACAAGGUUGGCGUCAUUCCUGACCAUCCUCUGCCUUUGUCAUUUCCUAAGGAUGAGGAUGCAUUUUGUAGUUGCCUCCAAGAUCCUGCAUCUUCUUGCUAUGUUAACAGGGUCCAGCUGUUUUCACAAUGACAUUUUUUGAAGAUUGUUGUACAUUAAUUAUUGUGAAGCAUUACAAUUCUUUAACAGAACAUAAAGUUUUAGGGGCUUAUUAUUUUAUUGAGCAAACAUUGUCGCCUCAAAUAUCACGACUAGAGACUCUGUUCCCGAAAUCAACUAAGGAACGGAAAACAGAUGAGUGUACCUGAAUUAGAAUUGCUCACAAUGUGUGAGAUGUUAUUAGGGGGUGAAUAUUGCUGAAAAA
This is a messenger RNA of Vigna umbellata (rice bean), 1895 nucleotides long. RefSeq names its product Peptidase S41 family protein. The record is from RefSeq and is a predicted model, not a curated record. Gene Ontology annotation, molecular function: serine-type peptidase activity; endopeptidase activity; protein binding. Gene Ontology annotation, biological process: proteolysis. Lineage: Eukaryota; Viridiplantae; Streptophyta; Magnoliopsida; Fabales; Fabaceae.